ACUGCCCAAGUCAUCUGUGCAGAACUGGAGUGUGGCAAAGCAGUGUCUGUUAUGCGGAAAGUGCCUUUUAAAGAGAUCAUCCCACAGGUGUGGGCUGAAGAGUUUCAAUGUGAGGGACAGGAGCCUGAGCUCUGGUUCUGCCCUAGGGCACCCUGUCCUGGAGGUAGCUGCCAGAACAAUGGAGCUGUUGAAAUUGUUUGUUCAGAGUUCAGCGAAGUCCGGCUCAGGAAGAACAGCACCUCCCACUGUGAGGGUCAGGUGGAGGUGAACACCUCUAUGGGAUGGAGAAUGCUCUGUGCCUCCCAGUGGAGUAUGGUCAAUGCCCAUGUUGUAUGUCGCCAGUUGAGCUGUGGAGUCGCUAUCUCCACCUCAAAAAGAGGAGCAUACUUUGUGGAUGGUGGUGGUGAGGUUCAGAAAGUCCGAUUUUACUGCUCGGGGUCCGAGUCCUUCCUAUGGAGUUGUCCUGUAAUUGCCCUGGGUGUUCCUCCCUGUGCCCAUGGGAACACAGUCUCUGUGGUCUGCUAAGGGAGUCAGACCCAGCUGCUGCCCCAAAGCAAUGACUCCCAGUCUGACCCAGCAAGCCCUGCAGCCUCAGAGGGCAUGGAUGCCAAAUCAUCAGAUAUCAGACAGCUGCGCCUCAUGGAUGGGGACAGUCACUGUUCAGGGAGAGUGGAAGUCCUGCAUCAGGGCUCCUGGGGCACCAUCUGCGAUGACAACUGGGACCUGAGAGAUGCCCACGUGGUGUGCAGACAGCUGGGCUGUGGAGUGGCCCUCAAUGCCACGGUGUCUUCUCACUUUGGACAGGGAUCAGGGGACAUCUGGCUGGAUGAGUUGAACUGCACAGGAGAGGAGACUCAUGUGUGGAAGUGCUCUUCCCAGAGCUGGGGGCAGCAUGACUGCUGGCACAAAGAGGAUGCAGGGAUCAUCUGUUCAGAGUUCCUGGCCCUCAGAGUGGUGAGUGAGGACCAGCAGUGUGCUGGGUGGUUGGAGGUUUUCUACAAUGGGACCUGGGGCAGUGUCUGCCGCAGCCCCAUGGAAGACAUGACCUUGUCAGUGAUCUGCAGACAACUUGGUUGUGGGGACAGUGGAACACUCAAUACUUCUGUACCUGCCAGGGAAGGUUCUAGACCUCACUGGGUGGAUGGAAUACAGUGUCAGAAGACUGAUGUUUCUCUCUGGCAGUGUCCUUCUGACCCUUGGAACUUCAGAUCUUGCCUUCCAAAGGACGAAGCUUAUAUGACAUGUGCAGGGCAAAGACCCAAGAGCUGUCCAGACUCUGAACUCUGCACAGAGAGAGAAAAGCUGUGGCUCAGGGGCGGAGACAAUAAAUGCUCAGGGAGAGUGGAAGUGUGGCACAAAGACUCCUGGGGCACAGUGUGUGAUGACUCCUGGGGCCUGGCAGAGGCCGAGGUGGUGUGUCAGCAGCUGGGCUGUGGCCCUGCCCUGGAUGCCCGGGGAAAGGCUGCAUUUGGCCCAGGAAAUGGAAACAUCUGGCUGGAUGAAGUGCAGUGCAAGGGACGGGAGUCCUCCUUAUGGGCCUGUGCCAGGGCACCCUGGGGACACAGCGACUGCAAGCAUGAGGAAGAUGCGGGUGUGAUGUGUUCAGGUGAAAAAAUGACCAUUCUCUCCACUCCUUUAAGCACCAGUUCAGUUCCAGCCCUUGUCCCUGGAAACUUCUCCUUAUAUAAGAUCCUCUGCAUCAUUCUGGCAACUCUUCUUUUGCUGAUCCUUAUUAUCUUGGGAACUCAUCUGGGAAGAUGGAGAGCAGGACAUCAAGCCUUAACCACUGAAGAUAUUGUUGAAGAGGCCUUGUAUGAAGAGAUAGAGUACCUUGUGAAGGCAGGGAAGAUAGAUCUGCUGGACAAAGCAGGAACUGUGACUCAAGACUCAGAUGAUAAGCUGCCCUAUUACACAAGAGACAGUGAGGAAGAUGAAGAUGAUGAAUCUGAAUCAGGUAGCAGUGCUAUGUACUCUAUUGGCUGGUUGGCUGAGCAGGAGUAA
Molecule: messenger RNA, 2001 nt
Organism: Octodon degus (degu)
Lineage: Eukaryota; Metazoa; Chordata; Mammalia; Rodentia; Octodontidae
Product: antigen WC1.1-like
Exons: 11
Coding region: 601-2001 (466 amino acids)
Cellular component (GO): membrane
Source: RefSeq, a predicted model, not a curated record